AUGGAGGAAGUUCUAGAGCCGUUCUUCAUUUUUGUAGGGUUGUUGGUGUGCCUGGUCUGCCUGGUGAAGUGCGUGAGAUUCUUCAGAUGUGUUUUACUGAACUUCUGGAAAGUUUGGCCAACACCUUUCUUGCGGUCAAUGGGCCAGUGGGCAGUCCUAACUUUCUGUUCUGAUGAGGUGGGCAAAGUCUAUUCUUUUAGGCUAGCUAAACAUGGUUUCAACAUUGUGCUUAUCAGCCGGACGAUGGAAAAACUACAGGCCAUUGCCACAGAGAUUGAGUGGACUACAGGGAAUAGCGUGAAGAUCAUACAAGCAGAUUUUACCAAAGAUGACAUCUAUGAAUAUAUUAAAGAAAAACUUAAAGGCUUAGAAAUUGGAAUUUUAGUCAACAAUGUCGGAAUGCUUCCAAACCUUUUCCCAAGCUAUUUCCUUAAUGCGCCGGAUGAAAUCCAGAGCCUCAUCCACUGUAACAUCACCUCAGUAGUCAAGAUGACACAGCUAAUUCUGAAACACAUGGAAUCAAGGCGGAAAGGUCUCAUCCUGAACAUUUCUUCCGGGGUAGCCCUCUUUCCGUGGCCACUGUACACCAUGUACUCGGCUUCCAAGGCUUUUGUGUGGACGUUUUCCAAGGCACUGCAAGUGGAAUAUAAAGCGAAAGGGAUCAUCAUCCAGGUGCUGACUCCAUAUGCUAUUUCGACCGCAAUGACAAAGCAUCUAAACACCAACGUGAUAACCAAGACUGCCAAGGAGUUUGUUAAAGAAUCACUGAACUAUGUCACGAUUGGAGAUGAGACCUGUGGCUGCCUUGCCCAUGAAAUCUUGGCGGGCUUUCUGAGCCUGAUCCCCGCCUGGGUAUUCUACAGCAGCGCCUUCCAAAGGCUGCUCCUGACGCGCUACACGGAUUACCUGAAGCGGAACGCCAAGGCCAGGUAG
Molecule: messenger RNA, 933 nt
Organism: Propithecus coquereli (Coquerel's sifaka)
Lineage: Eukaryota; Metazoa; Chordata; Mammalia; Primates; Indriidae
Gene: HSD17B3
Product: hydroxysteroid (17-beta) dehydrogenase 3
Exons: 13
Coding region: 1-933 (310 amino acids)
Cellular component (GO): endoplasmic reticulum
Molecular function (GO): oxidoreductase activity
Source: RefSeq, a predicted model, not a curated record